GUGUAUAUAUAUAGAGUAACUUAGAUUGCUUAUUUAAUCAUUAAAUGAGUAAAAAUUAAAAUCAAAUACAACUUAUAGCAACAAGUUUAAAAUAAUUUUCAAAAAAUCUGAUACAAUAAUCCAACUUAUUUUCAAAGAAUAUGACGCAUCAUUUAUCCGACAUUCAUCUUAGCUACAUGUUGUGAAUCAAAUCUCACAAGACACCACCUUGAACUACGGAAACAAGACACCACCUUGAACUAAUUCCGUAGUUCAUAAUUUAACUUUAUCUCCCAAGUACACCCAAAAGAAUCAGCUCUAAAUAACACAGAAAACACAGAGAUUAUCAAAAAAAAAAAAAAAAAAAAAAAAAACAAUUAAAUUAUUAAUCCAUAAAACCCCAUUUGAAAAACCCAGAAAACAAUAAAAAAAAAGAAGAUAUCUUUAACACUUUAACAACUACCCAACACUAUCUCUCUUCUUCUUCUUCUUCUUCUUCUUCUUCUUCAAAACACUGCUUGCGCUACUAAAUAUAACCACCCCCAAUUCAGCUACAUGACGGGAAUGCCAACGCGCCACCUAAUCCAUACUCACGCGCCGUCGUUUGUUUCUCACGCGCGUCCUCCUCCUCUUUCCGAUUUUGCCGCUUCUCAAUCUUUUCCGGCUACACCCACCUCCCAAAGACAGAUGGCAUUUUCAAACUUGUGUUAUAUCAACUUUAAUAACCAUAGAAGACUGGAGGUUGUUUGUUUUGGUAUGUUAUCACCAAGAAAGUUCAUGCAAAAGAGGAAAAAAAUAGAAUUAUUCAAAGAUGCAGCCCAUGAAGCAGAUCAAAAAAACUGGAGGAAAUUGAUGCUGGAAAUUGAUGAAACUGGUUCUGCAGUUCCUGUUCUGAGAAGUCGAAAGGCUUCCAAUGAUUCUCUUCCAAAAGAUCUUGUACUCGGGACUUUGGUUAGAUUGAAGCAGUUAAAGAAAUGGAAUCUUGUUAGUGAGAUUCUUGAAUGGCUAAGGACUCAGCAGUGGUGGGACUUCAAUGAAAUGGAUUUUGUGAUGCUUAUCACGGCUUAUGGGAAGCAAGGGGACUUUGUAAAAGCUGAGAACAUAUUUAGCUUCAUGAAUAAGAAGGGAUACACUCCAAAUGUGGUAUCCUACACUGCUCUCAUGGAAGCAUAUGGAAAAGGAGGCCAAUACAGUAAAGCCGAGUCUGUGUUUCGGAGAAUGCAGACUUCAGGUCCCGAACCCUCUGCUUUGACAUAUCAAAUAAUCCUCAAGAUAUUUGUUGAGGGAAACAAGUUCGAGGAAGCUGAACAAAUUUUUGAGAAUUUGACAAAUGAUGAGAAAUCUCCUUUGAAACCAGAUCAGAAGAUGUUCCAUAUGAUGAUUUACAUGCAUAAGAAGGCUGGAAGCUAUGAGAAGGCCCAUAAACUCUUCUGUCUGAUGGCUGAACGGGGGAUUCAACGAUCCACAGUUACAUUCAAUAGUCUUAUGUCGUUUGAAACCAACUAUAAGGAAGUUUCUCGUAUUUAUGACCAGAUGCAAAAGGCAGGUCUCAGACCUGAUGUUGUUAGCUAUGCUUUACUCAUCCAUGCCUAUGGGAAAGCUAGACGUGAGGAGGAAGCUUUAGCUGUUUUUGAGGAAAUGCUGGAUGCAGGUGUCAGGCCGACUCAUAAAGCUUACAAUAUAUUGCUUGAUGCUUUUGCUAUCUCCGGGAUGGUGGAGCAAGCUCGAAAUGUCUUUAAGUGCAUGAGGCGAGAUAGGUUUACCCCUGAUCUAUGCUCCUAUACAAGUAUGCUUUCAGCAUAUAUAAACGCCUCUGACAUGGAUGGCGCUGAGAAAUUUUUUAAGAGACUGAGAGUCGACAAACUUGAGCCCAACGUUGUUACUUAUGGGACAUUGCUGAAAGGCUAUGCUAAAGUAAAUAAUCUUGAGAAGAUGAUGGAAACAUAUGAAGAUAUGAUAACACAUGGGAUCAAAGCAAACCAAACAAUUUUUACCACAAUAAUGGAUGCGUAUGGAAAGAAUAAAGAUUUUGCAAGUGCUGUGCAUUGGUAUAAGGAGAUGGACAAUCGUGGAUGUCCUCCUGAUCAAAAGGCAAAGAACAUCCUCCUGUCACUGGCUAAAACAGAAGAAGAACAAGAGGAAGCUAAUCAACUUGUGGGAAGUAAUGCAAGCUAUCAAACCCCCCGGUUCUCUAAUUACAGCAGUGACGAUAUAAAUGAAGUCAGUGAUGAGUCUGAUGACGACUAUUCUGAUGACGAAACAGAAGUGAAUAUUAACUCUGCAUCUUCUGAAAUACAGGAUGAGUUGAUAGCUAACAAAAGUUCAUGACAUUGAGGCAUGCUGAUGCUAUAGUUAUUAACACAGGUCCCAACUGUAUGUGACAACAUAUAAAUCAGUGUCAACAAUUUUGUUUGUAUAUUUCCAACCCAUAUUUUAGUUUGGUUUAGAAGGAACCAUUUCCAGGAAUGUAUUCAGAUAGUGAAAGAAUUGUUACACAUAGCAAUAUAAUUAUAUUAUGGAGUAAUUAUUUCCA
This is a messenger RNA of Chenopodium quinoa (quinoa), 2512 nucleotides long. RefSeq names its product pentatricopeptide repeat-containing protein At3g59040-like. Gene Ontology annotation, molecular function: protein binding. The record is from RefSeq and is a predicted model, not a curated record. The transcript is spliced from 7 exons. The coding region runs from base 535 to 2307 and encodes 590 amino acids. NCBI's taxonomy places the organism in Eukaryota, Viridiplantae, Streptophyta, Magnoliopsida, Caryophyllales, Amaranthaceae.